AAGUUUUUCCCCUCCCAAAAAUUAACUUAGCUCUCUUUUAGGGUUUUCCUUCACUCUCUUUUUCCCUCCACUGCGCCACCAUAAUUUCUUGUAAUUUACUAGGUUCAUUCAUUCUAUUUAAGCAUUUUGUAUUUUGUUGAAAUGGAUUUGCGGAUCCCGUCGACACAGGAACAUGAGAUUGGGAUUUUGAGGGAGAGUUUGGAAGGGAGGAUGUGGUGUUCUACGUCAAGGCAAGAAAUAUCAAUGUCGUUGGUAGUUAGGAGAGAGAUUGUAUUGAUUUGGAAGAGAGAUGAAACUUCGGAGACUUUGAGGCAUGUGUCGGAGUGUGUAACCGAGUAAAUCGUUUCAUGUGUCGGAGUUUGUGCAUGGUUCGAUUGUUUAUUUGAGGUUUUGGCGAGAAUAAGUGGAAGAGUAGUGAGAGGAAUAUAGUGGUUCUCUGUAUUCUUUAGAAGUAUGAAGUUGAAGAAUUUAGCGUUUUUGAUUUGAAGAAGGUUUUGUGAAGUGGGUUUGAUGAUGUUUAGGUGAUAAAGCUUGAAGCUUUAUUUUCGCUUCAAUGGUGGUUUUCCUAAACAAAAAUCAACAGAACUCCUCUUCUCUUUCGCUGUGUGCUGUCCAUCUACCUCCGUCAAUGGAAUUGGGAGCAAAUGGACUUAUCCAAAAUCUUUUUUAUGCAUUUUCAGAAUACGCCAAUCUUGAUAAUGUUGGUAUUUUCUUAUCACUUUUAUAUAACAUUAGUAGGUGACAGUUUGUGUGAUGAUUUCUUUAUUGGUUUCUUACAUCGUAGGUGCACUCUCUUGUUGAUGUCUUUCAUUUCAAGAGCAAUAAGUGGGUAGAUAUAUUUGAUACAUUAAAAGAAAUGGCUCAUUCACAUUUGGGAGUUGCAAUUGAUGGGAGGUAUGCUCCUGCAAUUCAAUUGUGGAGGGGAAGACUCCAUGUCAUGGGUGGUGGCAAGGAGAAUCGCCAUACAGCUGCCUUAGAUCUUGAGUCUAACUGUAAAGGAUGGAAAAGCUUUGGAGAAACAAUGGCGGACUAAAAUUCAUAUUCCACGAGGUGGACCACAUAGAAAUGGGGCUGGAUUGGAUGCUUAGGUCUAAAUGUAAGAAGCCUGUAGUUUCAGAAAAAAAUGAGAUAUUAAUUGGGGAAGCCCCAGUUGAGGAGUUGGAAGGAACCCCUUCUGUAUAUCCUCUAUCAAACUCGUUUACGAAGACUCCUGUCAAAAGUGCAAUUAAUGGAUUUCAAGCACCAUCAAAUCUGGGAUAUACUACUCAAUAUAGCACUGAUGGAUUCAGGGAUUAUGAUAAAUUAGUGAUUGACUAUCUGUAGAAGCAUUCAAACACGAGAGUCAUUAUCUGCAGCAACAUUCAAACUCAUCGAAUUUGGACUGCAGUUGAGGUUGCCUUGCUAAUUGUGUCUCGUCGUUCUCUUGAAAUUAAAAUGUCUGCUGUGAUAAAAGCUCUUGAUGUGUGCGAACCCGACCUUGGUUAUGCUCCAUUGCGGCUUCAGUGUCUGCUGUGUUCUGUGAGUUGCAUUCCACAGUGUAGUUUCUGCUCAAUACAGUUUAGAUUUUGUUGAAGUUCUUAAUGAUGAGUAUGUGUUCGCUGUUUCGAAAGUGAUUGUUGUGUAUUUUUUUUAGUGGUUGUUCUCCCUUUCACUACUUGAUAUAUUUUACUUGUAAUAAUCAUUGUGUUGCAGUGAAAGAUGAAUGAUUUGCACUUUAAAAUUAUGAGAAACAUGUCCUAGAUUUUUCUCUUUCACACUGUCAGAUAAUUUUAAUUCAGCUCACUAGGAUUCCUUGAAUGUGAUGUGCCCGCACAUUUAAAAUGAUGUAAUUAUUGUUGGUUUGCUCCUUAUAAUUGAGAGAAACCAGGUGUAAAUUAUGUUCCUUUAACAGUAUAUUAGAUUUGUUCCGUAAAGCCGCUGUGAAGUGGCUCCUUAAAACUGCCUUGAAAUAAUAUCCAACUUAUUAAGUCGGUUUAUAUAUAACAGACCUAAGAACAUUUUCUUAAGUCAGGUCCAAAACCGACUUAAGAAGUCAAAACUUCUUAUGUCGGCAACUCUUAGGUCAGGCUCGGAACCGACUUAAGAAGUCGAUUUUAACCAACUUAACAAGUGUUUUUUCUACUAGUGAUGCCCAAAGAUGGAGGGAAAUGGCUUCUCGAGUCCAACCUCCCCUAAUGGAAAAAGAACUGGUGGACAUAUUUAUGAGCACUUUGCAAGGACCGUACUACGACAAGAUGGUCGGAAGCAUAUCUUCAGGGUUCUCGGACUUGGUAGUCAUUGGCGAGAGAAUUGAAGAUGGAAUAAAAAAUGGGAAGAUACAAGGGGCACCCUCAGGUUCCUAUCACACAAAGAAGUCAUAUGACGGAAAAAAGGAAUCCAACACUGUAGGGGCAAUCCUGGAUAAUUAGACCCUAGUAGUACAGCAAAGGGGUCAGCAAAAGCAACAGGGUGGCCAACGCACCUGGAGGUCCAAGCCAAAACGAUCAUUCACCCCGUUGUACAUGUCACUGUCUCAAGCUUUGCAACGUCUGCUCAGUCAGAACCUGGUAACUCUGCUACCUCCAUACUCAGCUCCAGCUAACCCCGCUCCUGGAUACAAGCAUCAUGCUAGGUGCGCUUAUCAUUCAGAUAGUCCUGGCCAUGAUACAGAGGAUUGUGGGCCGUUGAAGCACAAGAUCCAAGAUUUGAUUGAAGAAGGGCUCAUUGAGUUCGAAGAUCCUCACAAGUCCAGUGCCAUAGGUGGCUAGAAGAAGGAUUUCUUAGAUCAUUAGUUUUGUUUUCAUUCGCAAU
Molecule: messenger RNA, 2790 nt
Organism: Vicia villosa (hairy vetch)
Lineage: Eukaryota; Viridiplantae; Streptophyta; Magnoliopsida; Fabales; Fabaceae
Product: kelch repeat-containing protein At3g27220-like
Exons: 5
Coding region: 1000-1323 (107 amino acids)
Source: RefSeq, a predicted model, not a curated record